AUGCCAAGAACGUUGAUGUUGAUGACUUGCGUGCCCAAUGUGGAGUGUGGAACAUGGGCUGCUUUUGCUACUUCUCAAACCACUACUGCAUCUCAAACAUUUGAUGCUUCUCAGACCAAUGAUGCUUCUCAAACCAAUGAUGCCUCUCAAACCUUUGCUGCUUCUGAAACAACUGCUGCUUCUCAAACAACUGCUGCUUCAAACAAUGUCCCAAGGCCAAGGGGGAGACCAAGAAAAGCACUUGUGGUACCUGAAACUCCUCCAAGACUAAGGGGUAGGCCAAGAAAAGAACAUAAUGUGCCUAGUGCUCCUCCAAGACCAAGGGGAAGGCCAAGAAAAGAACCUGCAGUUGCUACUCCAAAGCCUAGAGGAAGGUCAAGAAAGGUAACAUAG
Messenger RNA from Lycium ferocissimum, 393 nucleotides. RefSeq lists its product as uncharacterized. The record is from RefSeq and is a predicted model, not a curated record. Bases 1 to 393 code for a protein of 130 amino acids. NCBI's taxonomy places the organism in Eukaryota, Viridiplantae, Streptophyta, Magnoliopsida, Solanales, Solanaceae. The transcript has 2 exons. Gene Ontology annotation, molecular function: DNA binding.